Anguilla anguilla (European eel) is the source of this 8401-nucleotide messenger RNA. RefSeq names its product thrombospondin type-1 domain-containing protein 7A (gene thsd7ab). NCBI's taxonomy places the organism in Eukaryota, Metazoa, Chordata, Actinopteri, Anguilliformes, Anguillidae. The transcript has 29 exons. Gene Ontology annotation, cellular component: plasma membrane. Gene Ontology annotation, biological process: actin cytoskeleton organization. Bases 400 to 5391 code for a protein of 1663 amino acids. The record is from RefSeq and is a predicted model, not a curated record.
UGUUGUUCUCCUGGCUGACGGGAGCGUGGAGGAGUGUUCGCGUGCCCUGAACGGAGGAGAGAGGGGAGGCGCCGCGUCCGCCACGGCACGCGCAGAACCCAUCAGCGAGCGAGCGGCAGCAGUGGCCGAGGGCUCUAUUGUUACCGCGCGCCCGAGUUAGCGCUCGUUCUCCUUCACUGACAGCCAGCCGGUGGAGAGGAGAGGAAAGGAGAGGAUCAGCCACCUGGACUACCCUUUCGGGACGGACCGGACUACUUCGCCCUUCUGAAAAAGGGACAAAAGAACGUGUGCGCUUCCCUUUCAGUCUGCUGCAUCUCAUUUUUUUGCUCUUCAUCUUUUUUUUUUUUGCUUUCUUUCUGCGACCUUUCCCUGUGUGGAUUUACUGGCCUCGUGAGAGACAUGAGGCUGGACAGCAGGGGUGCAGGGAUGCCCGGUGUUUCCACAGAGGUGCUUCCAUGCCUGUUUAGAGCCGCUCUGCUGCUCUGUGGCAUCUGGGAUGCUCGGGGACAAACUACAGCCACCACAAAGUCAGUGUACGUCUGGGAAACAGGGCCUUGGGGAAGGUGCAUGGGCAGUGAGUGUGGUCCGGGCGGGAGUCAGAGCCGGGCGGUGUGGUGUGCCCAUAUAGAGGGCUGGAGCACCCUCCACACCAACUGCCUGCAGGCAGAGCGACCGGACAACCAGCAGAGCUGCUUUCGCGUGUGCGACUGGCACAAGGAGCUUUACGACUGGAAGCUGGGGGAGUGGGGCGAGUGCGUGCCCGUGUCGCUCAGGACGUCCGGCGGGCAGCGGCCUGCCGUGUGCACGCAGGGCGAGGAGGGCAUCCAGACGCGGGAGGUGGGGUGCGUCCGGAAAGCUAACGGGACGCCCGCCGAGGACGUGAUCUGCGAGUACUUCGAGCCCAAGCCCCGCCUGGAGCAGGCGUGCCUCAUUCCCUGCCCACGGGACUGCGUGGUGUCCGAGUUCUCCCUCUGGACCGCCUGCUCCAAGACCUGCGGGACGGGCCUGCAGAACCGGGCCCGCGCCGUCCUGGCACCGCCGCUCUUUGGCGGCUCGUCCUGCCCCAACCUGACCGAGUUCCGGGCGUGCCAGCCGGGGUCGUGCCAGGGGGAGGAGAGCAUGUACAGCCUGAAGGUGGGGCCCUGGAGCGCCUGCGCUCUCCCCCACGCCAGGCAGGCCCGGCAGGCCAAGCGCAGGAAGAACAAGGAGCGCAACCGCGAGAAGGCCGGGGCCAAGGACCCCGAGACCCGCGAGCUCAUCAAGAAGAAGCGCAACCGGAACCGGCAGAACCGGCAGGAGACCCGCUUCUGGGACCUGCAGAUGGGCUACCAGACCCGCCAGGUCACAUGCAUUCACAGGAGCGGGGAAACCGCAGAGCCCAGCUUGUGCACGCAGCAGACCCUCCCCAUGACGUUCCAGUCCUGCGUCCUCACCAAGGACUGUGAGGUGAGCGAGUGGGCGGACUGGGGACCCUGCUCCAAAGGCUGCCACGACCCCAGUGACCCCAGCGGCGUCCGCUCACGGACACGACGGGUGCAGCAGUUCCCUGUGGGCAGAGGGGCGGAGUGUCCCGAGCUGGAGGAGUCAGAGCCCUGCACCCCACAAGGAGACGGCCUGCCACCCUGCGCCACUUACAGCUGGAGGACUACUGAAUGGAGUGAAUGCAGAGUGGACAUGUUGCUAAGCCAACAGGACCGACGUCGUGGCAACCAGACAGGUCUGUGCGGAGGCGGUGUCCAGAGCAGGGAGGUCUACUGUGUCCAGGCCAAUGCUGAUCUGCUGUCCUACCUCAGCAAUCUCAAGGACAAAGAAGAGGUUCAGCCUCAAACCGAGCAGAAGCCCAGUGUCCCUCCCCUCCUUUCAGUCUCCACUGAAAUUACAGCGUCCUGUCCAGUGGACAAGAAGCUCUGCCAGGGUGUGGUCCCAAACACUACACAGCUGUGCCACAUCGCCUGUCCCAUUGAGUGUGAGGUGUCCUCCUGGAGUGCCUGGGGUCCCUGCACCUUCGAAAACUGUGAGGAGCAAGUCGGAAAGAAGGGCUUCAAGCUGAGGAAACGGAGCAUUAAAAACACCCCUACUGGUGGAAUGGGGAACUGCCCCCAUCUGGUGGAGGCCAUACCCUGUGAUGACCCAAGCUGCUAUGAGUGGCAGCUAGUCAAGCUGGAGGAGUGUGUCCCGGACGGUGAAAAGGAAUGCGGGUCUGGGACACAAGUCCCGCAGGUCCGGUGCAUUAACAGUGACGGCAACUCGGUGGACAGACAGCUGUGCCAGGAUGCCAUCUACCCUGUCCCCAUUGCCUGUGAGGUGCCCUGCCCUAAAGACUGUGUCCUUAGCUCUUGGUCAUCCUGGUCCUUGUGCUCCCACACCUGUUCCGGCAAGACCACCGAGGGGAAACAGAUGAGAGCGCGAUCCAUCCUGGCAUACAGCGCUGGAGAAGGGGGACUUCAGUGUCCAAACAGCAGUGCCCUGCAGGAGGUGCGGAACUGUAACGACCACCCCUGCACGGUCUAUCACUGGCAGACAGGCUCCUGGGGCCAGUGCAUCGAGGACACCUCUACCACCGCUAGCAACGCCACGGCCAAGGGGACCGGCGACUCCUGCUCCGUUGGCAUGCAAACCCGCAAGGUCAUCUGUGUCCGGGUCAACGUCGGACAGGUGCCUCCCAAAAAGUGCCCGGAGAGUCUUCGCCCUGAAACGGUACGGUCCUGUCUUCUGCCGUGUAAGAGGGACUGCAUCGUAACCCCCUUCAGCGACUGGACCCCGUGUCCCUCCACCUGCCAAACAGGUGGGAACGUGAAAAAGAAACAGUCUCGGAAUCGCAUCAUUAUCCAGCUACCAGCCAAUGGGGGACAGGACUGCCCUGAGGUGCUGUACGAAGAGAAAGAGUGCGAGUCCCCAUCAGUUUGUCUUGGACACCGUUGGAGGACACACAAGUGGCGCCGGUGCCAGCUUGUACCAUGGCAUAUUCGUCAGGACAGCCCAGGGGCCCAAGAGACAUGUGGACCAGGCCUCCAAACACGAGCCAUCUCAUGUCGGAAGCAGGAUGGCGUGCAGGCAGACAUUGCAGAGUGCCUGAAGUUGGCCACUUUAAUGCCCCCCAUCACCCAGCCUUGCCAAAUCCUCUGCCAGGACGACUGCCAGCUCUCCAGCUGGUCAAAGUUCUCGGCCUGCGCAUCAGACUGCUCAGCAGUCCGAACCCGAAAGAGGGUGCUUGUGGGCAAGAGCAAGAAAAGGGACAUGUGUAAGAACACCCAGGUCUACCCCCUGAGUGAGACGCAGUACUGCCCCUGUGACAAGUACAAAGCCCAACCUGUGGGCGACUGGUCCGACUGCAUCCUUCCUGAGGGCAGAGUGGAGGGCAUUCUGGGAAUGAAGGUCCAGGGUGACAUCAAGGAGUGCGGUCAGGGCUACCGCUAUCAGGCUGUGGCGUGCUACGACCAGAAUGGCCGCCUCGUGGAGACAUCACGGUGCAACAGCCACGGAUACAUUGAGGAAGCGUGCAUUAUCCCCUGUCCUUCAGACUGUAAGCUGAGUGAGUGGUCCAACUGGUCGCGCUGCACUAAAUCAUGUGGCAGUGGGGUCAAGGUCCGGUCCAAGUGGCUUCGAGAGAAACCGUACAAUGGUGGACGACCCUGUCCCAAACUCGACCAUGUCAAUCAGGCCCAGGUGUAUGAGAUGGUGCCAUGUGUUAGUGACUGCAGUCAGUACGUUUGGGUGGCUGAGCCCUGGAGCGUCUGGAAGGUCAGUAAUGUGGACCUGAAGGAGAACUGCGGAGAGGGCGUGCAGACCAGAAAAGUAAGGUGUAUGCUGAACACCAUUGAUGGACCCUCUGAUGCGGUUGAGGAUUACCUGUGCGACCCGGAGGAGAUGCCGCUCGGUGCUCAGGAGAGCCAGUUGCCAUGUCCGGAGGACUGCGUUCUGUCCGACUGGGGUUCCUGGAGCCGAUGCAGCCUGCCAUGCAAUGAGAAGAGCAGUCGAGAAAGGACAGCGUACGUCGUCCGCCAGCCUGGAAUAGGAAAAGAGUGCCCAGCCACCACACAGACCGAAGCAUGUAGCCUGAAUAAGAACUGUUACCACUACACCUAUAACAUCACAGAUUGGAGCACCUGCCAGCUGAGUGAAAAAGCCAUCUGCGGGAACGGCUUCAAGACCCGCAUGUUGGACUGUGUGCGCAGUGAUGGCAAGUCUGUCGACCUCAAGUACUGUGAGGAGCUGGGACUGGAGAAGAAGUGGCAGAUGAACACGUCCUGCACGGUGGAGUGCCCCGUCAACUGCCAGCUGUCCGACUGGUCACCCUGGUCCCAGUGCUCACACACCUGUGGGCUCAUAGGGACGAUGGGGCGAAAGAGGGCGGUGAUCCAGGCCUCCCAGGGGGAUGGGAGGCCCUGCCCCGUGCAGAUGGAGCAGCGGAAGCCCUGUCCCGUCCGGCCCUGCUACAGAUGGCAGUACAGCCGGUGGUCAGAUUGCAUGGUGGAGGGCGCCAGGUGUGGUGAGGGCCUUCGUUUCCGGAACAUUUCGUGCUUUGUGGCGGAUGGCUCCAGGGACAGUGAGGGAAGCAUGGUGGACGAGGAGCUCUGUGGGGAUCUGGAGCCAUCCGUGGAUGGAGACAAACAGGUCAACCUGGAGGAAGCCUGUACUCUGCCCUGCCCAGGUGACUGCUACCUGAAUGACUGGACAGCGUGGAGCCCGUGCCAGACCAGCUGUGUGAAAGGGGUAGAUCUGGGACUCGGUUCUGUCCAGGUCCGGUCCCGGGCCGUCGUUGUUCAGGAGCCAGAGAACCUGCAGCAGUGUCCAGAGCAGGAGUGGGAGUCUCGGCCCUGCACUGAUGGGGAGUGUUUCGAGUACGAGUGGAUGAACAGUGCGUGGAGAGGGUCCUCUCGCCUGGUCUGGUGCCAGCGCUCCGAUGGAUUAAACGUCACAGGUGGCUGCCCUCUCACCAACCAGCCGAUGUCAGACAGGUCAUGUGACCCACCGUGCGAGAAACCACAGUCCUACUGCUCUGAGGCCGGCGUGUGUGUGUGUGAGGAGGGCUUCACGGAGGUGAUGACAUCAGAUGGGGUGCUGGACCAGUGCACGCUGAUACCCGUGCUGGAGAUCCCCACCGCUGGCGACAAAAAGGCUGACGUCAAGACGAGCCGAGCCAUUAACCCGACUCAGCCAACCACAAGUCAGCCCGGCCGGUCAGGGCGGACCUGGUUUCUGCAGCCUUUUGGACCGGAUGGUAAACUGAAGACAUGGGUGUACGGGGUGGCUGCAGGGGCUUUUGUGCUCAUCAUUUUCAUAGUCUCCAUGAUCUACCUUGCUUGCAAAAAGCCAAAGAAACCACAGAGGAGACAAAACAACCGACUGAAGCCUCUUACCCUGGCCUAUGAUGGCGAUGCUGACAUGUAAACCACAGGGAGGGGCUGGGGCCAUGGACACCCAGUUCACCUGUCACUGGAGUAUCUUAUCUUCAUCCUAUUAGCAUCGCCUGCUGCGGUGUUAUCUGGAACCGGGAAAAGAUGGCCGACUUUCAUUCUAAUGGAACACAACACCUCAAAAGCAAAGUGGGAUAAGGAAAAUGCUUCACAAAAAAGCCAAGCUGGAGUAUAGCAAGCCCAUGCUUACCGGGAGCCUGUUUAUUUUUUUCCUUUCAUUAUUCCUUUAAUAUUCUGUUGCACGAGAGCCUUUACAAACUUUUCAGACUAAAGGGAAUCUGCCUUUACUUUCCUCUUCUUUAUUUUGCUGUAAUGUGAACUGCUUUCAAAGUGAAGGCUGCUGCAGGGAGUCAAACAAACAUAUUUAUUUACUUUUCAGGAGGUCCUUCGUUUUCUGCUGGUGUUUCUCCACAGUGAAAGGCCGCAGAGGGUUGAAUGCUCGCUGGGCUAGGAUAGGGGUACACAUUGCCAAAAGUCACCCAGGAGAUGAGAAGGGCCUUAUGGCAAUCAAACUCCAGCCACUGGACUUGACGUGCAUUAAAAAAAUUAACAAUUGAAGAAUAUUAAAAACAGAACACUCCAAGACCCAGUUCUUUUCUUCUAUUCAUUGUCCCUGCGGUAUCCAUUCUUUGGAAGAUGAAAAAUGUACAAAUCUUGAACGCUGUCAAUCUUUACUGAAACGUUUGCCUGCCUCCCUGUUUUUCAUUUCAGGCACAAUCUUUGCACUAUAUUAGUGCAGCAUGAUAUGCACUUAUAUCUAGUAUUGCCAUAGAAAACUGCCUCUCUCAAAACAGGAUGAUGUACAGUCAUGCUAGACGUGUAUAAAAAGUAGACUUUUUCAUGGAACGCAUCAAUAUUUAUUGACAGUGACUGGAAAUGAAUUGUGAUAAAUUACAUUGUGUGACAGGAUGGGAUUCAGUGUAAAUAUGUAUAUAUCUGAAAAAAGUUCUUGUCACAACACCAUUUUUUAAACGCCAGUAACUUUUUGUGGUCUGUAAAGUUGAAGUCUGAUGAGUGUCUUGUUUUCUGCCCGACUGACUUGUUUCUUAUACUGUGAUUUUGAAGGCUGUUUACAAUUUCUUGUUUUAUACAGUAUUUGUUUUUUUUCCUCCACUGAUGACAAUAACACAGACAAAUGAGUAGCCCGUUGUUCUUCCAUAUUUAAAAAAAAAUAUUUUGAUAAAGUACAUCCAAAUCAUGUGACAAACCUUCAACAAACAAUCUACGAACAGCACUAUGUGGAGUGACAUGGCUUCACACAACAACCAAUAUAUAAUCUGCCUUAUUGUCCUUACUGGAAAAAUGUCAUAAUUGCUCUUCAACUCAAAACUCCCUGCGAUGAUUGUUUAAAAAAAAAAAGUAUUUAUUUGUUCAGCUGAUGCCCUUAUCGAAGGUAGCUUGUGGUGCUGAUAUAGUAUGUGUUUAUACAGCUGGGAAGUUUUCUGAAACUUAAGUACCUUGUUCAAAGUGUACAUCCAUACUACUCCAUGUGGGAUUCAGACAAGCUACCUAGUUCCUUUACCACUAUACCACACUGCCACAGUUUAAUACAUUUGUUGCCACUUUCCUGUGUAUAAACUAAUGUAUUCUCAUAAUAAUAUACAAAAGGUAAUUGGUUGUCUAGCAGAUUAUCGGGUGCAGUCUAAUGGGAAAUCGCAGAACACAUACAAUACAAAUAUGCAUCUCAUUCUUUGAUUCGCUAAUCUAUCACCCAUUCAUUUCAUAGUAGCAGUUUGGCUUUAAAUAAUAGUGUGAAUGUAAGAAGGCACUAUGCUUUGUUGCUCACAUGUCACAUUAUGUUAUGAAAGCUCCUGACUGAUUGAAAAUGGUGGCAAUGCCAGAAAACAACAACUGCUUAUUCUUUUGAGGCCAUUCCCUUUUGGGAGCACUGUCAUAGGCCUUAGUUCAGCAGCUUGCCUAAUUAACAAGUGUCAGAGGUUAUUUUUCAGAAGUGUGCUGUAAACUCCUCAGUUUUGUUAAUAGAAUAAUUCUCAAAAAUGAUUCUCAAAUCAAUCUAGAUUGGAGUACAAUUCCACCAGAACCGAAACACUAGUCCAUACACUAGUAUUUAUAAUUCACAAAUUGAUACAUUUUUGAAUAUUCAUAUUUUUCAUUUAAUAUUUCAUUUUAAUGUUACUAUAAAAUACUAUUCAAUUAUAGCAGACAAUGAAAUGUGCCCAUGUUAACUCAGAUUCUCUUUUGGGUUAGGAAGUGUGGAGACUGACCCAUUAAGAGUGGUUGUUAAUGAGAUGAUGCGGAGAAGAGGUGUUAUGUCCUGUUAAUCCAGUUAACCCCUAUGCCAUAACAUCACACGCACUCACACCCUCCAUCCCUGAUAAAGGAUAAACCCUCCCACUCCAAUGCCCACACCCACCGCACACAGUAUGCCAAUGUGUGGCUGCAGGUCUGGGGAACAAAUCCUGUUUUAGAUAUGCACUAUUAGGCUGUCCUUCCCAAUUGGACAAAGCAAUCAAUGCAAGGGAACGGCAGAUUGUGUGCAGAGGUUGCUGUGCAUACUGAUCAAAGUUAGGGGCAGACGAUUCACCUAAAGUGUUUUACAUGUAUUCUUUAACAGAUGUAUCUGCCAACACCCAAUCCCCCACCACCCUUGUUUUCUUUCCCUAAAUUCAAGCUGCUGUUUAAAAAGAGCUCAUCUUCACCAGCCUUUGGAGUUAGUUUUGAGGUCAGCUGGUGUAAGGAAUGUUAACUUUUUUUUUUUUGGGUUAUUUUUGAGUUGUAAAUAACUGCAAACUGUAUUUUUAUUUUUUGAAUUACAUAUGAUAUAUAUUUCUUUUGUAUGGCACUGAAGCAUUUAGUACAAACCUCUCCAGGUGCGUGUGCGUGUGCGUGAUGUUACUGAUCUUUGUUCAGGUAAUGCAGAUUAUGUGUGGAAAAAAGAGGUACAGAAACAAGGCUCUGUCAUUUUUUGUACAGGUUGUUUAUAUGUAUCUGAUGAAUUGCUGAUAAUAAAUGAAGAAAAGGAU